AUGUCCGUGAGCCAGCCCGGGUCCCUUUUCCCGUCCGCAGCCCGGUCGAGGAGCGUGAUGAGCGGGGAGCCCGUGACCCCCGGGUCCCCGCCGUCGGCCGGGCCGGCCACCCAGGACAGGCCCCUGAAGAUCGGCUGGCUGAAGAAGCAGCGCUCCAUCGUGAAGAACUGGCAGCAGCGCUACUUUGUGCUGAAGGGGAGGCAGCUCUUCUACUACAAAGAUGAAGAGGAGGCCAAACCCCAGGGCUCCAUGUGUCUCCUGGGAAGCACCAUCAAAGAGAUGACCUCCAACCCCGAAGAGCCCGGGAAGUUCGUCUUCGAAGUCAUCCCGGCAUCGGGCGAGCAGGGCUGGACGGGCCAGGACUCCUUCACCCUGAUGGCCGGAUCCCAGGCCGAGAUGGACGAUUGGGUCAAAUCCAUCCGCAGAGUCGCCGCGGCCCCUUCUGGAGCCGUCUUCGGGCAGAGGUUGGCGGACACCGUGGCCUACGAGCGGAAGUUCGGCCAUCAUCCGGUGCCCAUCCUCAUGGAGAAGUGCGCGGCCUUCAUCCGGGACCACGGCCUGGACGAGGAGGGCGUCUUCCGCCUGCCCGGCCAAGACAACCUCGUCAAGCAGCUGAGAGACGCCUUCGACGCCGGAGAGAGACCCUCCUUCCACCGGGACACGGAUGUGCACACGGUGGCCUCGCUCUUCAAGCUGUACCUAAGGGAGUUGCCCGAUCCUGUGGUCCCUUGGAGCCAGUAUGAAAACUUCCUGCUCUGCGGCCAGCUACUGGACACCGACCGACCCAAGGGUCACGAGGAACUGCUGAACCAGGUGUCGGACCUCCCCAAAGAUAAUUACAACCUCCUGAGCUUCAUCUGCAGGUUCCUGCACGAGAUCCAGCUGAACUGUCGCGUCAACAAGAUGAGCGUGGAAAAUCUGGCCACCGUCAUCGGCGUCAACCUCAUCAGGCCCCAGAUCGAAGAUCCCGCCGCCAUCAUGAGAGGGACCCCGCAGAUCCAGCGGGUGAUGACGGCGCUGAUCAGCGAGCACGAGGCCUUGUUCCCCAAGUCGAAGGACGCUCCCCCGUCCCCGCCGCCGGCCCAGAAGAGUGACCCCAAGAAGCCGCCCGUGGCCCGCAGCUCGGUGGGCUGGGACGCGGCCGAGGCCCCCGGCCCCCUGCCUCACACCCGCGACUUGGGACCCACGGCGAGCGAGGCGGUGGCGAGCCACCCCGGCGGCCCUCCCGGAGGUGGCGUCAACCCCGGGGAGAACGGCCGGGAGCGGGAAGGACCCGAGGCCUGGAAGCUGCAGUCCAGGAAGAGGACCCAGACUCUUCCCAGCCGGAAGUGCUUCCUGUCCACCGCCAUCCAGGAGGAUCAAGGGGGUCCGGGGGUCAAGGCGGAGAUCUUCGACAGCGACUUCUGGUCCCCCUCUCCCGACCCCAAGGCCGGCGGCGGCCACAAAAGGACGUUGUCCCAGGAUCUGGGGGCCAUCUUGGACCUGGGCUGGACGCCCUCCCGCCAUCCCUCGUGCCCUCCGGCCUCCCGGGAGGCCGUCGAGGAUCCCCGGGGGUCGGAGGGGGCAUCCGGUGGGCUUUCGGGGGGCCCUGGAGGGGAUCCCCAACCGGCGGGGGGGCCCCAGGAGAGAGGGUCCCCGCAGGAAGACCUGAACCGGGUCGUCCUGCAACUGAGAAGGGAGAUCGAGAAGCAGAAGAAAGAUUUCGAGGAGCAGAUUAAGGGCUUGCAGAAGGAGAACUUCGACGUCUGGACCAAAGUGUUGCAUCUGACCGAGGAGAAGAAACAGGAGCAGGAGAAACUGUCGGCCCUGGAGGUCAAGCUGUGGGACGCCGAACGGGCCCGGGAAGAGGCCGAGAAGAGGAACAAGGUUCUCGAAGGGGAGAUCGAGAAGUUCCUCAAAUCCGCCCCGACUCCCUGAGGUCCAGAGAUCCAGCCAGGAACCCACAGACCUGGGCCCGAUCUCGUCCUCUUCCCCACCCUCCUCCUCCUCUUCAGCGCGGCCUGGUGACACGGUGAGGCCUUGGGGGCCGGGUUCUAAUCCCGGCUCCUCCUCCCGUCCGCUGUGUAACCUCGGCCAGGUCACCUCGCCUCU
This is a messenger RNA of Tachyglossus aculeatus (Australian echidna), 2091 nucleotides long. It is a transcript of the gene ARHGAP25, whose product is annotated as Rho GTPase activating protein 25. The coding region runs from base 1 to 1917 and encodes 638 amino acids. Gene Ontology annotation, cellular component: phagocytic cup. NCBI's taxonomy places the organism in Eukaryota, Metazoa, Chordata, Mammalia, Monotremata, Tachyglossidae. The transcript has 10 exons. The record is from RefSeq and is a predicted model, not a curated record. Gene Ontology annotation, molecular function: GTPase activator activity. Gene Ontology annotation, biological process: activation of GTPase activity; signal transduction; negative regulation of small GTPase mediated signal transduction.